Pelmatolapia mariae (spotted tilapia) is the source of this 5201-nucleotide messenger RNA. RefSeq names its product myocyte enhancer factor 2ca (gene mef2ca). The transcript is spliced from 11 exons. The record is from RefSeq and is a predicted model, not a curated record. Lineage: Eukaryota; Metazoa; Chordata; Actinopteri; Cichliformes; Cichlidae. Gene Ontology annotation, biological process: positive regulation of transcription by RNA polymerase II. The coding region runs from base 482 to 1891 and encodes 469 amino acids. Gene Ontology annotation, molecular function: DNA-binding transcription factor activity, RNA polymerase II-specific; RNA polymerase II cis-regulatory region sequence-specific DNA binding; protein dimerization activity.
UGCUUCACCUCACAGUACCUCUGCGCUUUGUGUGUGUGCGCGCGCGAUGCUGGCUUGACACGGCAUUUGACAAAUAAACAAGAGGAAGCAAACAGCAGCGGGUUAUCCUUUUCUGUCUGCACAUCGGAUUCCACAGUCAGAGGAGGCUCGCCGGUUUCCGGACAACUUGUAUUCCGGUGUCGGCUCCCUGCUAACUUAAUUUAAUUGUCUUUAUUUUGUUCGGCUUGGUCGUACUAUCGCGUAGUUUAGAUUUCGGAUCGGUACUCGACUUGCCCUCCGGUUCAGACUGGUGGAGUCACUCGGGACCUUUCCUGUACCGUCGCCGCUCCGCCUCAGGAAUGUUUCCGCUGUGCUGCAGCAGCGCAGGAACCACACAACAGUUCGAAAGUGAGAAGUGAAAAAGUGUGGGGACUUGGAAGUAAAUCGAAGAAACCUGAAAAUACGACAGUUCUGAAAAAGAAGUAAAGUCAACGAUAAAAAGAUGGGGCGAAAGAAGAUCCAGAUAGCACGGAUUAUGGAUGAACGGAACAGACAUGUGACUUUCACUAAGCGUAAAUUUGGCCUAAUGAAGAAAGCUUAUGAGCUCAGUGUGUUGUGCGACUGUGAGAUUGCACUGAUCAUCUUCAACAGCACCAACAAGCUGUUUCAGUAUGCCAGCACAGACAUGGACAAAGUUCUGCUGAAAUACACCGAAUACAAUGAGCCACACGAGAGCAGGACCAACUCCGACAUUGUUGAUACCCUGCGAAAGAAGGGUUUAAAUGGCUGUGAAAGCCCUGACAUCGAGGCUGAUGACUCUGCUGGCCAGAGCCCAGAGUUGGACGAUAAAUACCGGAAAAUCAAUGAAGACAUUGACCUGAUGAUCAACCGACAGAGAAUCUGUGGUCUGCCCUCCUCCAACUAUGACAUGGGUAUAUCCAUCCCAGGCAGUAAUCAGGGUGGGCUGCUCUACUCCCAUCAGGGCAUAGGGGGCAGUCUAGGUAACCAUAGCCUGCUGCCCAUCUCUCACUCAUCUCUGCAAAGAAACAGCAUGUCGCCUCAACGUCCUUCCAGCACAGGAAAUGCAGGACUGAUGGGUUCAGAGCUGUCGAGCACUGUUUUGUCAAGUGUGGGAAACGACAGCUACAGCAACCACUGCACCUCCCCUGGACUGCUGUCUCCAGGAGGCGCCCCCAAGAACAUGCAGGAUAAAAGUCCUUCAAUGAACAUGAGCCGUAAACCUGACCUGCGAACACUGAUGCCCCCUUCCAACAAGUGCAACAACAUACCAGCUGUUUGUGAGGACUUUGACCUGAUGUUGAACCAGAGAAUAAAUCACUCCCAGACAGCUCAGACCUUGUCAACCCCUGCCGUCACUCUCUCUGCCACCACUAUCCCCAGUCAGGGGAUGGGUGGGUACCAGUCUGCACUUUCCUCAUCUUAUGGCACAGAUUUCUCCCUCAGCAGUGACCUGCCAUCGCUGUCCGGUUUUGGAGGUUCUGUUCUGGGAUCAGUGAACUGGCAGCAACAGCAGAUACAGAAUCUACAACACUCAGCACUGGGACACAUGGGGAAUUUGUGCCAGAACUCAAACCUAAACCUCUCCUCUGGCCAUCAAAACGUCCACAUCAAGUCUGAGCCAGCCUCCCCUCCCAGAGACCGGAUGGUUGGAGCAGGACUUGAAGGAGGCAUGACCACGGUUGGAUACUCCACCACAGGCCGGGGGUCCCAUGAACAAGGGCGUUCCCCUGGUGACAGCGUGUCCAGCUGUGGGAGCUCAUAUGAAGGCAGCGAUGAGCGAGAGGAUCACCAUGGGAACGACAGCUUCCUCCUCCACCCCCUGUCCAGCCAUGAGGAGUGCCACAGCCCGUCAGUUAAACGGAUGAGGCUAUCAGAAGGGUGGACGGCAUGAUCAGAGCCUCUCUACAGCCGGGGGAGGAGUAUUAGUAAAGUUACCACAUAGUGUUAUUAUUAUUAUUAUUAUUAUUAACAUCAUAUUCUUCUUGUACUGAGUGGGUGUGCUAUAUGUGUAACAUGUACAUGGGGGUGGGGGCUGCUAUGUGUGGAUACAGUGAUUGCUCAGCUGUAUUUCCAGCAUAUACUCUUGGUAGACUUCACACUAAUGACUCCUUGAAGUUCAGAACCAGUUUUCAGACAUCGAGAAAGAAAAGGAAGAAAACUGUUUGACUUAAAUCCAACUUUUUACAGUUUUCAGAGCUUCAUAUUGUCCAAGGAAGUUUUUAUUCAUUUGAUAGUAAAAGUGAACCAGGCCAAUCCCAACCAGACCCAGAUUCUAAAACAUCCAAAAGCUUUAAAUGAAAGAGUUCAGUCAAAUUAAAGAAGUGCUCAGUGAGUUAGAUGAGACUGUUGUCUGGCCCUAAAAGUGUUCAUAAUCACUUUUUCUCACUGUUCUAAAGGCGGGUGUUCAUAUCAUUCAUUUCCCGAGUUUCCAAUGUUGAGGUCAGUGAAUAUAUGAAUAAUCCCAAAGAGUCAAGAAAAAUGGAUGUAUUAGAGGAAUGUAGGAGUGUAAAAAGAACAAUAUAAAAAUUCUCAUGAAAAGGAAAUACUUCAGUAAAUCACAAAUAUGUGAAUAAAUUAAAAACAACUAGUUUAAACUUCAACUAGUACAAAGCAAAAAGUAAGAAGGAAAUAUCCAACUGUUUUCAUUCAUAAGUAAAAGCUUGAAAUUGUAAAGAUUUUCUUUUUUCCCCCCCACCUUUUCUACAAACACUGUUGGUCCAGGAUAUCAUUCGGGAGCCAAACAUAUUGAAGCUGUCAGAGGGGCUGUUGGUGUACAUGUAUUGCUUGUUUUAUGUGUGUGUGUUCGUGUGUGUGGGUAUAAGCAAAUAACAUAUGUACAUAUGUGCUACAUAUGAGCAUAUGUAUGCAAAGCAACAAAAAGAUCAAGGUGACAAAAUCUGGUACUCUGAAUAGUGACGCUAAUGGUGAAUUUAAUGUCAGGUGGCUAAAUGGAGCAUCAGUUCACUGCUGCAGGUACAACAUAUUUAUGCACAUAAUCAAUCACUCAUGUAACCAGAACGUAUUGAAAGUAAAGUGUGGCGAAGAAAAUGGGUUGAAAAAAUGGGAGUAUGAGUAAGUGCAGGAAGAGAAAGUGAUGUCGAAUCAUGAGAGGUUUCAUUGUGAGGGAGAAGAAAGUGAUCUGGAACAAGUUGGAUAGAAAACAAGUUUCAUUUAAUGUGAAGACAAUUUCAGAGCAAAAGAGGGGACUGCAGUUAAUUCAGACAUGAUACCAAAAACAUUAGAAAACACUGAAGCAAAAAAAGCUGUGAUUGGAAGUAACUGAGUAAGUAAUUCUGACAAUGACCCACCUCAGAGUACUUUAGUUAAAAUGUCAGUCACACAGGCUACAUAUGCACAAAAUGAUGUAUAUUAGCAGAAGGAAGCUAAAAGCUGUAGGAAUUUUAUUAUUAAUUAGAAAUGAGGAAAUUAGACCCAAAAUCUGGUUCUAAAUGUAAUUUGUAAAAUUAAACAAUAGAUUCAUUUACUUUCUUUUCAAAAUGUUCAAAUGUAGGUAAUCUGAAGUGACGUAUACUUCACAAUUUGGUAUCCAGUUUAUAAAAAGACAAUCUAAAAGUUGUUAUUCCUAAGAAAACAAACGAGGUCGUGUGUGGAACCGGACAGCAGAAGGCGCUCGCGUGAGGCGACUGCAGCAAUGAAACUGUUAUUCGUGUCUUUGUAAUUGAUGCAUGAAAGUUAGCAUGUGCUGAUAGCUUUGCAGGAUUUAGCAGUCAGGGUGAGGAUCCUAAAAGCCAUAUUGACUGGGACAAGUGAUGCUUUGCUGCACAGAGUUUGUAGUGUAGUGUUUUUCAAACUAAACUUGAGUCUUUGCUUCUUAGAUCAGAUUGAUAUUUUUGGAUGUCUGCAGUCCCAUGUAAUAACAAUGAUAUAAAAAUCAGCAGCAGAAUGCACACAUGCACACCGUUUCCCAUCAGAUGUUCAGGGAGACGUUUGCUCUAAGGUAGAAAAAAGUUUGUUUAGCUGGUGUCAGACCCAACGUGAUCUCACAGCGACAAUCCGUCAGAGCCAAAGGACAACGCUCCUGUUUUCCACUUACCACUUUAAUCAUUUUUAAAUACUAGCAGUGGUGGAAGAAGUCCUCAGGACGGUUAAGUUCAAGCUAAGUACCAGCCAAAAAUGUUACCCGUUAGACUGUCCACGAUGGUUUAGUCUAGUGCUUCCCAUGGUCAUUUUACAAGAUUGUUCAUGAUUUUACCUUUUUAUGUAACAGCAAUAAUAGAAGCACAUGUGAAUACAUUUUAGGAUUUGCCACCAUAUUUAGUAAAAAAUGUACUAAGAACAAGAAUUUUGUCCACCAUACACUCUAAGUUUAUCUUUGGAUAUAAAAUCUUGCAAAAUAAAGAACAAAACAUCCAGUUAUGAAAAGUUAAAGUACUUGGCUACUUUCCACUACCGCGUGUUUGUGUUUGUGUAACUCUACAAGUGUACAUAAAUGACUGAGUUGUGCCUUGCAUGUCAGCUGGGUCUGACACCAGCCACAGACAGGCUGAAGGACUGCAGAGUGAAAUCCACUUAUUUUUAGUUUUUAAUACUGAAGAGAUGCUGGUGGCUGAGGCUUGUUCACAUUUGAAUAUUUUGGUUUUAAAACUGUAUAUUUGGAGCUCAAACCCUCAGCCAUCAUCUCUACUGUAAAUCCAGCGAAUAAAUUCACUCACUGAAAAUCCCUGUAGCUGUGAUGGGAUGAAGUGAUGUCUGUUAACCAGGGCAGAGCCCAGAUGUGUUCACUUCUGCACCCUUUUCCUUUUCAUCAAGCUGGUCUUACUGUGCCACAAUGAAGUGAGAGCCAGGAGCUCAUCCUUGGGCUUCAAGUGGAGUGGCUUGUGUACGGGUGGAGGUGAAGCUCACAAAACAGGGAGAUGCAGUGUUGACAUUGUGAAAGCCCCUCUGUAUCUGUUUUCAGUUUGAUUACUGCCUGUACCUGAAGCGCCCCAAUGAAAUAGUUUCAUUUCCUCUUUUUGGCGACAUCAGUGAAUGUCCUCUGUACACUGGGGGAAAUGUAUACUUUUGGCUCUGUUAUGCCAUUGUUUCAUGCACUAAUGCUUCUAAUAACUAUUAAGUUAGAUAUUCAAAGAGAUUGUUAGCGGCAUAAGCUGGCCUUUGUCGCCAAUUUGGAGACAAUGAAAAACAAAUUAAACACACCUCUGUUGUUGCAGAUGUACAGCAAUUCCCUCGAUCAGAAAUGU